Pantherophis guttatus is the source of this 2523-nucleotide messenger RNA. It is a transcript of the gene TUT1, whose product is annotated as terminal uridylyl transferase 1, U6 snRNA-specific. Gene Ontology annotation, cellular component: nuclear speck. Gene Ontology annotation, biological process: RNA 3'-end processing. Gene Ontology annotation, molecular function: poly(A) RNA polymerase activity; zinc ion binding; RNA binding. The record is from RefSeq and is a predicted model, not a curated record. NCBI's taxonomy places the organism in Eukaryota, Metazoa, Chordata, Lepidosauria, Squamata, Colubridae.
CGGAACUUCCGUGAAGACAGGCCAGCUUCCGGCCGUGGAGGGAAAUGGAGGAAGAAGGAGCGGCGGCCGAUGUGGACUCUCUGCCCCGCGGGGCUUUUCGGUGCCGUCUGUGUCACGUGACGGUGGCCAACCAGCCCAGCUUGGAUGAUCAUCUGCGUGGGAAAAAACACCAGCGCCUGGAAAACCUUCGUAGCGUCCGUCAAUCUCAGGAACUCCGCAGUAUUUUUGUCAGCGGGUUCCAGAAAGGGACAACAGCCUUGGAGCUGAGCAGCUAUUUCGAAACCUACGGGAAUGUAAUCAAUGUGGUGAUGGACAAAGAUAAGGGGGUCUAUGCAAUUGUGGAACUGCAGGACGAGGAGAUACUCCAGAAAGUAUUAGCAGAGCCACAACAUAGUCUAGGGGGCCAGAAAUUACGUGUCAAGCCGCGUGAGAAGAAGGAUUUCAGAUACACCCCGCCAAAAAAACAGGGGUCAGCCAGGCGGGAGCAGCUGAGCCCGGAGAAAUUGGCACAAAACAUCUGCCAAGUGGAUGAUGUCGAUGCCCAGAUGUCUUUAAUGGUGCAACUGUUUGAAUUUUCCGAGAGCGAGCAGCGACUACGAGACUUGCUCGUCAAGCUGUUCCAGGAGGUGUUUUCUGAAUUCUUCCCAGAAUCGGUCAUCCUUCCCUUUGGGUCUUCCGUGAACGGCUUCAGCGUCUCUGGAUGUGACUUGGAUUUAUUCCUGGAUCUGGAGAAGACGAAAAACUUCCAGGCGUCUGCCAAGACAACUGAUAAGCCACUGGCAGAGGAAGAAGCCACUGAAAUGGAAUCUCGCUCCGAAGAUUCGAUCUUGUCUGACAUUGACCUGGUCACAGCCACCGUGCCUGAAAUCCUCGAUCUGGUGGCCACCGUGCUGCAGAAAUGCGUGCCAGGAGUUCACCACGUCCAGGUGGUCUCCACCGCCCGCCGUCCCGUUGUCAAAUUUUGCCACAAGGAGUCCGGCUUGAGGGGCGACAUCUCCAUAAACAACAAGCUGGCUCUGUGUAACACCCGCUUCCUGCAGUUUUGCACAGAAGCGGAUGAGCGUGUGAGGCCUCUGGUUUACGCAGUGCGCUACUGGGCGAAGCAGCAAGGAUUGGCAGGAAAUCUUUUUGGUGGAGGCCCCCUCCUCAAUAACUACGCACUGACAUUGCUGGUAUUCUUCUUCCUACAGACACGCAGCCCUCCCGUCUUACCGACGGUAGCCCAAUUGAAGGAUCUUUCAGAUGAUGGAGAACUGACGGUGGUGGACGGCUGGGACUGCACUUUCCCUAAAGAUCCGGCUUCGUUGCAACCCAGCGGGAACACAGAGAGCUGUUGCUCCCUUCUGGCUGAGUUUUUUCGCGUCUUCGAAAGCUACAAUUUCGCCAGUGGGGUGAUCUCCCUGCGCGAGAGCCGGUCACUCCCUCUCUCCGAUUUCCUGUUAUCCGACGCUGGUCAGAAAUUCAAGAUGGGCCCCGUCAACCUCCAGGAUCCUUUUGAGCUGAGCCACAAUGUAGCGGCCAACGUCAACGAAAAGACGGCGCUGCGUCUACAGCGGAGUUGCCAGGACGCUGCCAAAUACUGCCGGAGUUUGCAAUACCAACGUAAAUCCAGCAAGGGGAAGAACUGGGGGCUGGUUCGUCUCUUUCAGCCCGGCAGCCCUCAAGCUGCGGAACGGCAGGUUAUCCUCCUCCCCUUAAUGCCGGCGACACAAUCUCUGGGGUCCCACUCGGAGCUGCACCCGAGCAGGGAUUUUCCCCAGCUCUGGUUUCGAAGAGUGUGCGCAGGCGUCUCAUUUAUCCUGCAGCACGUGUUGAAAUGCAGCUGCUCGGAGAAUUCACAGGGACUCGGAGACGAUCGGGAAUCCCUCAGCAGCGAUCCGGAGGAGGAGGAGCAGCUGAACACCAGAACCGAACAAUUGUCGGUGGGUUCCAAGCGACCUCCAGACGUAGAAGAUGCAGAGUUGGGUUCUCCUCCUGCGAAGAAACCGCGGACGGAGUGUUCCCUUCCCGAGGCAGAAAGUGUGACAUGGGACUGCACCGCCUGGCACCGUGUCUGGUUAGGAAGACGCCGCGUCCGGCGACAAAUCAGCAGCCCGGAAACGGAUCCUAAAAGAACCGCUGAUCCCUUAGAGCUGGAAGGCAAAGUAUCAGAGGCGAUUUCCCAACAGGAGCGGCAAACCAGGCCCGUAGAUCCGCUAUUUGGAUUCACCGUUUGCGCCAUGAUCAGGGACGGUGGUUCUGGGGAACACGACCCACAGGUCAGCCUAAAUUUCACCCCACACCCUGAACAGGGAGCGGUUUUUCAAGAUUUUUUUCAUUUCCUACAAGGUUUUCUACCCCGAAUGGUCGAGCAGUACCUGACCACCAAGCCUUCAGACCGACAUAUCCCAGAAGACAAAUCUUCUAUCGGGGAUGAUAUUUGAAAUUUCUUAAGACCAUGGCAGAAUUCUGUAUUUAGAUAAUGUUUUCCAUUCUGGCUGUCGGUGAAAAUAAAAAGAAACGGAGAGAAAAAAAAAAUUGAAA